GAUUCAGAUGAUAAUUUGACGCCCUGCUCUUCGAAAUUGAACCGCAGCAUUGACAGCGCCUGUGUUCUGCGUGGAUUUCACAACGUCAGCCAUUCAGCUCUUCGAUGGAUCGGCAUCUAGAGGUGGACAUCGACGGCUCCCCAGGCCGGGAGGUUGGCGUUGUACCAGCGGUGAAACAACUUCAACGCAAUUCUAUGCCACCACCAUCGGCUGAUUGGACGAAUCAAUUCAGUCCCAGUGGUGUUGAUGAAUAUCACCCUUUUGUGGAAGCGUUGCUGCCGUAUGUAAAGGAUUUCUCAUAUGUGUGGUUUAACUUGCAAGCUGCAAAACGGCGGUACUUCAAAAGACAUGAGAAACGAAUGACACUUGAGGAAGAGACUGGCGUCAAAGACGAGUUGAUGAAUGAACGCGCUGAACUGAAGCAGAAAUGGGCAGCGCGAUUGCUUGGAAAACUUAGGAAAGAUAUUCAACCUCAGUAUCGCGACGACUUCGUCUCAUCGGUGACUGGCCAACAGCCCGCUGUAUGUGUUCUUUCUAAUCCGGACCAAAAAGGAAAAAUGCGACGUAUCGAUUGUCUGAGGCAAGCCGAUAAAGUGUGGCGGUUAGAUUUGGUCAUGGUCAUCCUUUUCAAGGGCAUCCCACUUGAAAGCACAGACAGUGAGCGUUUGGAGAAAUGUGCUGAGUGUGUCUUUCCCGCUGUCUGUGUGAAUCCUUAUCACAUUUCCAUAGCCGUGCGUGAAUUGGAUUUGUUUCUUGCAAACUUUAUCCGCACCGGCAAUCCAAACGAAAAGAAUGUGCGAGAAGAAAAACCAGAAGAAAAGCAGAAAGUAGAUAUUUUGAUGAACGAUAUGGGUCCGGAAGGUAUCUGGGGUACCGGCGUCUUCUCAGCUUUUGAAUUGAAAACAUUAACAAAGCCUUCAAUCGUAACUUGUUCUUCCCUAACAAACGGACGACCUGUGAUGCAAACCAUUCGAAAAAACGACACAUCGUCGUGGAUCUCGGCUCUUUCUUCGAAUAAUUCACCUCUUGAUGGGAGUCUCCCAUCUUCUCCACCUCCUAGCGCGAUGGCAGCUAUUAAAGCACUCGCGGAAUCAGAAUGCCAUUUACCGGGUACAACCUCAGGAACACUGCGAUCAUCGAACUCCAUUCCUCAAGUGGGCGCUGUGGUUACAGUUGGUGUAAAUAAUGAUACGAAACAGUCACUUAUCGGAUAUACUGGGGCAGAGAACGAGGAUGAACCGAAUGAGAAAAGGAGCCGUCAUGCGUCACGAGAUUCUGCCACGAGCAGCACGAACGAGGAGGUGAGGCGAAUUGUGGAACGAGCAACGGAGAGCGGAUGGAAUGGUGGCAUGAUUGGAGAAGACGUUACCGCGGCAGAGUCGACUCGGCGGACCGAAUUUAUCGAGAAAGCACAUCGUAUCGUACAGCAACGGGAUGGGAAUCGAUUUGUGAAGAUUGUGCAAUCAGGGAGUGCAAGGAGUAAUCUACUUGCCGGUUCGCCAAAUGUCCGCAGGGUCACUUUAGCAAGUGUGGGAGGCGACGAGCAGCAGCUUGGUGUGGUAGUCGUUGACUCCCGCGGAUCUACACGGACUGCAGGAGGCUUCCAGCAAUUGGAAAGAAAUGGUGUAUCGUCUGGUGCUUACUCACAACCACAAACAUUAGCUGCUGCAUUGUCUGGGCUCUCUCCACUUGGUCGAGGUGAUCUAAUGUCUACAGCUGUUUAUCAGAGUCGGGCACCAAUGGUUUCAAGUCGAAAACGUAUCCAUUCCGUGAACACUCAUGCCGGUAAUCCGAAUGCUAUCACUCAAGCAACACUCAAUGGUCUCACACGACUUGCGGGUUCAGGAGCCGACAAUGACACUUCACCGCCUCAUGCUGUUGUAUCGCAGCUGCGGCGAUUGGAGGGAAACGGCACUGCUUAUCUGGCAAGUCCAACUAAAUUCACGACCGCUAAUGGCACUACGAUAAGUUUCAGCAAAGUGCUUGAACAAGUCGAAACACAGUACUCAAGUGGAAAAUCUCGACAUGAUGCUGUUAGUGAAUCAAAUAUCACUAGUGAAGUCCUUGCUCCACAGCCUAUUCGCACCUUUGUUACUAAACCUGAACAAUCAGCGAAGCUCAUAGCUCCAAAAGCGAUCAAUCCCGUUGCCACUAUGAAGAAAGCUUAUGAAAUGCAGCAAGCGCUUUCGGCAUGUAGUUCUGUCGUGGCUUCACCCCUAACAACCCCGAGAGUGACUCCGAUUCCGACCUCAAUGUUAACUGGAGGCGUUUCUGUUCGGACUGCAAUGAACUCGAAUGGACCCGAAGAUGAAUGCAACACUCUACUCAACGUGAUCGCCAGCAAUGGGAAUAGCAACGAUGGCAUAUUGUCAAGUCAGUUUCUUCAAUUCCUCAAUGAUUCAAAUUCGCGGUCUCCAAGUUCGACAGGAAACUCUUUACAUGCGCCGUUCAACGUAAUUGCAAGUGUUCCAGCUAGGCCGGAUAGCGUCGCUAGCAACAGUUCAAAUUCGCUCACGGGUGUGCUAUCGCUUUCGGCUCCUCCUACAAAUGCAUUGACAGUAUCACAAACUCCCACAGCUACAUCUCCCACCGUGGAUUCUACCACCAUCGAAGUGGCGAUUCGCGAUUCACUGCCGGAUUCAACGACUGCGGACUCGCCACGGUUCCAAAAUAAGUUUUUCUUGUUGAUCUUAACGACGCGACGGAUUUUGUUCGGUCUUCAGGUGAACGUUCGCGUAUUCGACACCGGAUGUGCGAUUACAAAACGAAAAGAUCUGUUCCUAAUAAGGGCAGGAGCAUACUCGAAAUUCCGUCAGUUAGCGCUUUUCUUCAUUCUUGUCUAG
This is a messenger RNA of Cylicocyclus nassatus, 2843 nucleotides long. The record is from the annotation of a GenBank genome assembly. NCBI's taxonomy places the organism in Eukaryota, Metazoa, Nematoda, Chromadorea, Rhabditida, Strongylidae.